GGCCAGCAUUGUCCAGAAGAGGAUCAUCUACUUCCAGGAUGAAGGCUCUCUCACCAAGAGGAUGUGUGAGAAAGAGUCAUUGUAUGGGGAGACCACAGAGAAACCUUUGCUGGAUUGCUGUGCCUGUGGAACAGCCAAGUACAGAGUCACCUUCUACGGCAACUGGUCAGAGAAGGUGCACCCCAAAGACUACCCUCGGCGUGCUAACCACUGGUCGGCCAUCAUCGGAGCGUCCCACUCUAAGAACUAUGUGCUGUGGGAGUAUGGUGGCUACGCCAGCGAGGGCAUCAAGAAGGUGGCCGAGCUGGGAUCACCUGUCUCCAUGGAGGAAGAGAUCAGGCAAAAGAUUCAGCUGAAGCUGCCUGUGUGUUGUCACGCCAUGGGUUGAUGAAUGAGUGUGCCAGACAGCGGCGGUGGAUCCAGGCUGUGCUAUCUGGCUUACCGAUAGCCUCUCAGGACGUCUAUGGUCAGUCAGCAAAUCAAUUUACAGCCCUACUGAGAAGCAUCGGCGGACGCUCUCAGAAACUCGUCGUUCCUAAACACGGUGAUCCUUUUGUCACUGCGUUGCUUCCCCCCUCACCUGUGGGAUGGAUUCCAUUUCAUGUAAAGAUUUAUACAUACAGUAUGUGCCCGCUGUGGUGUUACCUACCCCCACAGUAUCUGGGCUGCAGAUUUUCCAUCCUGUGGGCCGGGAAGACAGAAUGUCAAUGGAGAUUUAAUGAACACCUGAAGGCUGUGUAAAGCUACGCUAGCAUGCAGAUAACAUUGCGUCCCGUUGGAAUUCCAAGACAUCUUUUCUGUCUAUUAAUAGUUAAGGACGUGCUGGAACAGUCCAAUAUGAGAUGCCUGAGCAGAGCUUUGAUUACAGCAUCACAGGAGCUCCUGGCUCACCCAGGGAAUGGGCCUCGCUAGACCAAUGAGAGAGUAAGGAGGGAGUCGCUGCCUCACAGGCAGAAAACAGCUCUUAAUUUGACAUAAUUGUGGUCUCCCAGGGAAUAGGUGGUG
This is a messenger RNA of Salvelinus sp. IW2-2015, 1005 nucleotides long. Its product is annotated as spondin-1-like. The record is from RefSeq and is a predicted model, not a curated record. NCBI's taxonomy places the organism in Eukaryota, Metazoa, Chordata, Actinopteri, Salmoniformes, Salmonidae. Gene Ontology annotation, cellular component: extracellular matrix. Gene Ontology annotation, biological process: cell adhesion.